GUCCAGGACUGAGACAGGUGCCUCUCUAAAGAUUUCAGGACAACGUCCCAUCACCUCUACUACACACAGGAUUUCUCUGGAGCAGUAAUAUGGCUCAGGAUCUCACCGAGAAGGAGCUGUUAAAAAUGCAGAUCGAUCAACUUAAGAAGGAAGUGAAGAAUGAAAGAUCUAUGAUUUCCAAAACAGGGAAAGAACUGAAGGACUAUGUGGAAGCUCAUGCUGGAGAUGACCCCCUCCUUAAAGGCAUCCCUGAGGACAAAAAUCCCUUUAAGGAGAAAGGUGGUUGUAUGAUAAGCUGACCACCCCUUCCCCCAGUCUUGACCCUCACCCGGAGGCUCUGCUUUCCCCCAGUCCCCUAGCUGAUCACCUGCAGACCCAAAUUCCAGGCAAGCAAAUACCAUUCUACUCUACCCUCCCAAUUCUGUCCACUUUCCUCCAAGGUUAUACCCAUUCUUUCCUAGUUAACUAAUUGGAUGUUAAAACCUAAUUGUGCAGGGCCAGGAAAAUGCUGCCAGCUCAAUCCAAAGGGCUAUGUAGGGGACAA
Molecule: messenger RNA, 544 nt
Organism: Gracilinanus agilis (Agile Gracile Mouse Opossum)
Lineage: Eukaryota; Metazoa; Chordata; Mammalia; Didelphimorphia; Didelphidae
Gene: GNGT2
Product: G protein subunit gamma transducin 2
Exons: 3
Coding region: 90-299 (69 amino acids)
Biological process (GO): G protein-coupled receptor signaling pathway
Cellular component (GO): heterotrimeric G-protein complex
Molecular function (GO): G-protein beta-subunit binding
Source: RefSeq, a predicted model, not a curated record